Lobosporangium transversale is the source of this 1754-nucleotide messenger RNA. RefSeq lists its product as hypothetical. Lineage: Eukaryota; Fungi; Mortierellomycota; Mortierellomycetes; Mortierellales; Mortierellaceae. The transcript has 5 exons. The record is from RefSeq and is a predicted model, not a curated record. The coding region runs from base 406 to 1668 and encodes 420 amino acids.
CAUCAAUCAAAACCACUCUCAACAUUUGGUGCCUGACCAAUCUUAUCUCCUUAACAUCUUUUUAAUUUUUUUUUACUUUUUACUUUUUACUUCUUCAUUCUUCAUUCUUCAUUCUUCUUUCUUCUUCUUUCUUCUUUCUUCUUUCCUUUCCUUUCCUUUCCUUUCCUUUCCUUUCCUUUCCUUUCCUUCCAUUCCUCCCUUCCUCAAGUAGUUCAUCUUUUCUUUUACCAUAGAGUCUUCUUCAUUCUUAAGCAACAUCUCCUUCCAAUUUUCAAUUUUCAAUUUUCAAUUUUUUUUUUUUAAACAAUUCGCUCCGCUUUUCCUUUCCUUCCCUUUCGGAUAGCAUCCAUUGUUUUUAAAUACUUGAUAAUAGCCUUUUUACCAUUACACAUAUUCAUUUUGACAAUGGACGGAUCAUAUUUUGAGGAUGCACUCGGAACUGUCCGACUUGUUCUAAAGAAGCGGAUCAAUCACGCUGCACAAAUCUCAUUGGCAAAUGAUAUUAUUUGCAUUGCUGCAGGUUUAAGAUCAGCAUCCUUGGUCGAUCAAUUGUUCCUGAAUGAGAAUGAUAUCGAAAGGUUUCAAUCUCUUUUCCAUCAUUCUGCCAGGUUUAAUGAAUUGGACUUGUUGAGCAUUGGAGAAGAUCAUGUGUUUAUUAUCCAUCGUCAAUUGCUGUUACAGGACAUUCAUGAUUAUCUCACAGGAUCGCCCAAGGGUCUUCAACGCGUCUUUGUCAAUGUGGAUCAUCAUCUGUCACAACCUGAAAUUAUGCCUUGUAAUCGUUAUAGAGCUUUGGAAGAUUACGUUCGCGAUGUGUUAUUACCAGAGAUUGAGCGGAGGAUAAAAUCAUGGGAUCAAGCUGAACAGUCAUAUCAGCCUCUAAUUGUGCCCAACAAACUCUCGUUAGUAACAUUGACAGGAUGGUUGCUGAGCUAUCCUGUCAAUUAUGUCCUACCGGGACUUGGCCGACGAUAUAGCAGUGGGGCAGGAAGAAGAGUAGGGACAGCGGAUUCAGAUUCAGAUUCAGAAGAGUUUAAUGAUGAUGGAGCAGAGGAUGAGGAUGAGGAUCAGGACAAUGGAAGGAACGCGCUUGCAAACCAGGUACUGGUGGUAACAAGGGUCAAUCUGCAACCGAACCCGGAGGUAGAAGGGUUGAGUCAUCAUUGUCUAUUGAGUUUCUCCUAUCCGUCCGAGUUGGCAGAACGAUUUGUGGAUCGCUCGUCACCUACACCACCGUCUCCUCUCUCACCUGAGGUAGAGAAGGAUGAAUAUCAAUUCGAGUCCUCGUCUGAGUCUUUGCCCACACCAUCGCCUUCAUCCUCAUCCUUUUCAAUGUCCUCUGCUACAUCGACAACAACUACAGCAGCAACAACGGCAUCAUCAACAUCAGUAGAAGAAAAAGAAGGCGAAGGAUCGAACGCUCAGGAAGAGAAUGAGGACGAACCAUCAUCAUCAUCAUCAUCGUGUUCAUCGUCAAUGCCGCUAUCCCGAUCGUUGUGCUCGGAUACAUUUGAUCAUAAUCGACCUUUGCCAUUUAGGAAUCCGGAUAUCUAUGCAGCAGGGAGGUCAUUCCUGACACAGCUACACAACCGAUUCCAGAAACAGAAUAUUUGGAAGUCAUGGGAGGUUGGGCAACAAUCUGUUGUACUCCCUGUUGUCGCCAUGUAGGAAAUAAUAAUGAUAGUAAUAACAAUAAUAGCCAUAUAUAAUAAUAGCGGACAACGGGAGAAAGAAAGAAAGAAAGAAAGAAAGAG